Cylicostephanus goldi is the source of this 380-nucleotide messenger RNA. Lineage: Eukaryota; Metazoa; Nematoda; Chromadorea; Rhabditida; Strongylidae. The record is from the annotation of a GenBank genome assembly.
AUGUCAAUUCCGCCCGAUGGUCGAGGUGUUGAUUUUACGAAAGACUUCGAACAGCAGGACAUGAAAUACGAUUCUACCGGGAUGUUCCAUUGGUGCCCUGCGAGAAACCUAGACGAAUGUGUUCUGGAGAGACAUCAAGCAGCAAUGACGGUUUUGAAUGGUCACGUUGUCGUGUGCUUGUUCGCUGACCGAGAUUCGCCACUGAUAGGCUUGAGAAACUUCAUCAUGCCUUUGAGAGCUUCCAACUUCCACUACCAUGAGCUCAAACACGUUGUUAUUGUUGGUGAUUUGGACUACUUGAGAAAGGAAUGGAAAACGCUGUACAAUCUGCCAAAAAUCUCCAUCCUGAAUGUAAGUAGUGCAAGUCCUGUUUUAUAGUG